Molecule: messenger RNA, 1173 nt
Organism: Peniophora sp. CBMAI 1063
Lineage: Eukaryota; Fungi; Basidiomycota; Agaricomycetes; Russulales; Peniophoraceae
Source: the annotation of a GenBank genome assembly
AUGGAGGUCUGGGGCAAGCGCUUCCUGCUCUCUGAAAAGUUGCAGAGGUGCGGCAUUCGGACCGAGAAGCCGAUACGCGGUCACGCUUUACGCACCGUCAUCGUGGCGCGCCAGCUUCGCUGGACCGGUAUCGAGAGGGCUCGAUUGCGACUUGACUUUAUCUUGUACCACCACCAUCUCAUGUCACCUCUAUCUCGUACUCAUAGCAGUCAUGGAAGGCUGUCACCGAAGGCCUCCUGUACGGGACCACUCUCAUCGCGCCGCAGUGCUAAGCGCACGUAUUCAUAUAGUGCAUGUAGCCCGUCUUACGACAAUCGCACAACCAUACCUGGCCCCGCUUGCGAUCCUGAUCCGUGGAGGUUAGCAAAACGCGCUCGUCUGGUGAGAACAUCAUCUUUCGUCGAAGCGGCGACUGCACCGCGAUUCAACGCAGCAAAACUAUCGCGCAAUACUGCUUCAAUCAAAACCACUCUUGCUACCACUUCGACUGCUUUUGGUCUGCCAUCGCCCCCGAUCCGCAGACUGUGCCGCUCGCGACUGGCAGCAGCCCCAUCGCCCUCUACGCGCUUGAUCGAGCGACCUCGCCCUAAUCUAGAUGGCAUCGUGCAUCUCAGCUCUCAAGCGUUCACAGAGCUGCGGAAAAGCGUCGCUCAAGUCAACGAGGACUUCGUGCACCGCAUGCGUGCUUGGGAGGCAGAGCGUACGCAAACGCUGUCGUCCACAGCGUCCAAUAUGACCGGUGGCGAGAGUCCCAUGCAAUUGGAUGAUGCGGAGACUAGCGGCGAGAUGGGCGACGAUGAGGAUAUCGAGAUUAUUUCCAACGAGGGCCCAUCACACGAGAGGUCAGCCUAUGCCUCACAUUGUCCGCCGCAAAUAUGGGCUUCUUUACCCGCCCGUACUUCCGCGAUGGCAGACAAGGAUGCAGCAAUGUCACCGGUUCCAGCUGCCAUAUCUACGCGCUCAACGAGGCGAAACUCGUUCUCUGUAAUAUACAACCCACCCAGCUCGAUGUCCAAGCCGAGGCGCGAAGAACGUGUAGACAGGGCCCUCGAUGCGCUGAGCCUCGCGAUGUCAACCGGCGCGGGUGGGAUUCGCGACUACUCCGCAGUCUGGGACGUCUUGGGUGUGGAUCCAAGCUGUGGUGUCGGGGACAUCGGCGGCAUGUGGGAUUGA